AUGGCCGACUCAAAUGCACCCAAACCGAGCAGCAGCGUCAAGCUGGUCCUCCUCGGUGAAGCCGCCGUCGGCAAGUCGUCUCUUGUCCUUCGGUUUGUCAACAACGACUUUCAAGAAAACAAGGAGCCGACAAUAGGAGCCGCUUUCCUGACACAGAAAUGCAACCUGCCGACGCGGACCAUCAAGUUUGAGAUCUGGGAUACCGCAGGUCAGGAGCGGUUCGCAUCCCUCGCGCCCAUGUACUACCGUAACGCGCAAGCCGCCCUGGUGGUCUACGACCUGACGAAACCGACAUCUCUGAUCAAGGCGAAGCACUGGGUUGCCGAGCUGCAACGGCAGGCGUCCCCCGGCAUUGUCAUUGCGCUUGUCGGCAACAAGCUUGAUCUCACAAACGACGGGGCCGGAAAUGGCGGGGACGUCGAUGCUGGGGGCGAGGAUUCGGGCGAUGCCAGGAAGAUCACCACCGAGGAGGCCAAGACGUACGCAGAAGAGGAGAGCCUUUUGUUCUUUGAGACCAGCGCCAAGACGGGCUACAACGUCACCGAGGUGUUCACGGCAAUUGCCAACGCGAUCCCGGAGACAUCCUUGAAGACGGCCCGCGGGCCUGGCGCAUGA
This is a messenger RNA of Chaetomium globosum CBS 148.51, 615 nucleotides long. RefSeq lists its product as uncharacterized. The coding region runs from base 1 to 615 and encodes 204 amino acids. Gene Ontology annotation, molecular function: GTP binding; GTPase activity. The record is from RefSeq and is a predicted model, not a curated record. The transcript has 4 exons. NCBI's taxonomy places the organism in Eukaryota, Fungi, Ascomycota, Sordariomycetes, Sordariales, Chaetomiaceae.